UCAGACUCAUCACCUCACGAAGCGUCUCUCCCCCGAUCAUCCUCUCCACCUCUGCAGAAUGGCUGGCUCAAAGGCUCUUCCCACGCUCUGCUUCCUCUUGUGUGCCGCCUCUUGUGCGCUAGCAGCUGCUUCAUACGACUACAUGAUCCUGUCUCUCAUAUGGCCGGGGACUCGCUGCCAGCCAGGGUGGUUCUGGCAGCCGACCUGCUGCGUUGACCCGCUCAUCGACAACCCCGAGAUAGACUUCCUGGUGGAGACCAUGGAGACCUACGACAGCGCCACCGGCAAGCUCGUCGCCAACUGCGAACCCAGCUGCCGCUUCUUGAUAAACCCGCUUGUCGAUCUGUUGGACGACUUGAACGCCUACUGGCCCAGCUUGAGCUGCCCAGCCCAGAACGGGACGCAGAAGUGGAAGGCCGCCUGGUGUACCUACGGCAACUGUACCAGCCUCAGCGAGGUGAAUUACUUCGGCCGGGCGCUUCAGCUCCGGGCUCGAGCCGACGUCCUCCAUGCCCUCGGCUCCAAAGCAAUCAUCCCGUCGGAGACGAAGAGCUACAGCCUGGAGGACAUCAACGACGCGUUGGUGCCCAGGAUCGGGUUCUCGUUCACGGUGGUGUGCAUCAGGAAUUACAUUAUCUGGCCUUUAAUCUACAACGACUACCUCUCCCAGAUCCGCGUCUGCGUCUCCAGCGACGGGAGGUCGAUCAUCGGCUGCCCCAACGGCAGGGAGAGUAACUGCGGCGACACGGUCAAGUUCCCCACUGUGUCGUACCCACUGCAUGGCCGUGAAGACGACGCCGUUUCCAAGACAGUGAUCGAGUUGCCCUCCGGCGACGAUAUGGCACUGUGAUGGAGGAACUGCUUUAAGCCUGUCUUCUUCUGCUUGGCGUGAUCCACAUGCAUGCACUUAUGGUGACGUGAGCUGUCGCGUCGUCUUUUACUCCCGAGUUGUAGAGUCGCAUCAUCUUCACUCCUGCAGUAAUAAAAGUGGUGUUUCUUAAACAUA
Musa acuminata AAA Group (dessert banana) is the source of this 1006-nucleotide messenger RNA. Its product is annotated as ribonuclease 3. The record is from RefSeq and is a predicted model, not a curated record. The transcript has 4 exons. Bases 59 to 850 code for a protein of 263 amino acids. Gene Ontology annotation, molecular function: RNA binding; ribonuclease T2 activity. Gene Ontology annotation, cellular component: extracellular region. NCBI's taxonomy places the organism in Eukaryota, Viridiplantae, Streptophyta, Magnoliopsida, Zingiberales, Musaceae. Gene Ontology annotation, biological process: RNA catabolic process.